Molecule: messenger RNA, 1703 nt
Organism: Saccostrea cuccullata (small rock oyster)
Lineage: Eukaryota; Metazoa; Mollusca; Bivalvia; Ostreida; Ostreidae
Exons: 1
Coding region: 1-1674 (557 amino acids)
Molecular function (GO): zinc ion binding; protein binding
Source: RefSeq, a predicted model, not a curated record
AUGCGAUGUGACCUGUGUAAGACCGCUGUGGCUCAGAUGCACUGUGAUACAUGUCUUGUCAACCUGUGUACAGCUUGUGUUGGUAAACACUUCUCUGCUGAUCUCUCAAUACCUCAUAAAAUUGUUGCUUUUCAUGAUAGAAAAUCCACUCUCUUCUACCCUGGGUGUAAAAUUCAUGUCCAAGAACGAUGUAAAAUGUACUGUAAACAAUGUGACAUUCCUGUCUGCGUUAGCUGCCUUGCAUCAAAGCAACAUUUAAGUCAUGAAUUAUCUAAACUUUUGGAAGUUUUCAAUAACAAAAAGGAAAUGAUUAAAAAAGAACAAAAUGAAUUAAAUGAUACAAUUUAUCCAACCUACCAGGACAUUGCCUCUGAUGUACAAAACAGAAUGAGUCAGUUACAAAAGGAAUAUGGAGAUCUCUCAACAGCCAUAACAAAACAUGGAGAGGACUGGCACAGAGAAAUUGACAAACUUGUCCAGAAACUUAAAGCGGAAGUUGAUGAGAUGAAAAACACACAGUUACAAACUCUACAGAAACAUUUGGAUGAAAUAAUGAAGAAAAUUUCUGACAUCAAAGAAGAAAUUGAUUUAAUGGAAAUUGCUACAGACACUAAUGACUUGUCAAAACUGUUCAAUAUAACAUCCAGUGUAGAUAUAUACAGAAAUCUUCCAAACAAAAUUGUUCCAUCUUUACCCAAAUUCAUUCCAGAAAAAAUCCAAAAGGAAGACCUUUGUAAACUAUUUGGAUCAUUGUCAUCAAGUUCUUUUACUUCAGAUGAACAUGGCUACAGCAUGAAGACAACACAGAAAUCACCAGAAGCUGGAUCCUCUCCUCCAGUCAAACAGCUGCUUGAUGAACCAGAGACUGUUACUACCAUAGACACUGGGUAUAGAGAACUUUACAAUGUGGUCUGUCUGAGUGAUGAAGAAAUCUGGACAAGUGGAAAUGACAACACCAUGAAACUCUACAACAUUAAUCAGGGAUCACUACUCAAGUUAAUCAGAACCAAGUCAGGGAACAGACCAUUUGACAUAGCAGUGACAAAAAGUGGAGAUCUAGUUUAUACUGAAUACAGAGAUAAAUCUGUGAACAUUGUGAAGAAUAAGAAGAUAGAGGAGGUGAUCAGACUACAGAACUGGCUACCUCAGGGUGUGUGUAGUACCUCCUCUGGUGACCUCCUGGUUAUCAUGAACAGUGAUGAUAACAUACAAACAAAAGUUGUCCGUUAUUUUGGCUCCACAGAGAAACAAACCAUUCAGUUUGAUGAUCAAGGUAAACCACUUUAUUCAUCAUCAGGAAGUAUUUUUAUAAUUGAAUAUCAAAACAUUAUUGAGAACAGGAACCUGGAUAUCUGUGUGUCUGACACAGGAGCUAAUGCAGUAGUGGUGGUCAAUCAGGCCGGGAAACUGAGGUUCAGGUACACUGGACAUAUUCCUGCUGCAAAGAACGAAUCAUUCCGUCCACUAGGAAUCACCACAGACAGUCAGAGUCACAUCCUUACAGCUGAUUGUGACAAUGACUGUGUCCACAUUAUAGACCAAAAUGGACAGUUCCUCCGUUACAUAAACUGUGGAUUGUGUGUAACUUGGGGACUGUGUAUAGAUACAAAUGACAAUCUGUUUGUUGCUCAAUGUGGAAAGAAACAAGUGAAAAAAAUCAAAUAUUUGCAGUAAAUUACAUCACAUUGUUACAAUAAAACUAC